Molecule: messenger RNA, 558 nt
Organism: Cetraspora pellucida
Lineage: Eukaryota; Fungi; Glomeromycota; Glomeromycetes; Diversisporales; Gigasporaceae
Source: the annotation of a GenBank genome assembly
AUGAGUGAAAAAAUCAAACAGUUUAAAGAUGCUUUAUUGGUAAUACAAGAUCGACUAGAAAAAGUGCUUCAAAAUUCAAAGAACCAAGAGAAUUAUAUUGAUUACUUAGAAAAAGAAAUUCAGCAAGCAACUAAUAAUAUUAGAUUAUAUUUUCAAAGCCCAAAUAUAGUGCCAACAUUAAAUGGCAUUGUAGAUUAUCUUAAUACAAUAUCUCAGGCUGGCAAUUUAUUAGAACAGUCAACAAUAGAUACCUAUCUUCAUUUGAAUAACCGUAUAAAUAAUAUCAUAAACCAAAUAACCAAUUUACAAAUCCAGUUAGGCACUCUUCAAAAUGACUAUGAUCUUCUUAAUCAAGCUUAUAGAGCUCACAAGCUUAAUUAUCACUUGUUAAAAGCAACUUCUAUAGAUAAAAAAAAUCAUAUAUCCAAGCUACUUCAAGAAAACUUUGGAUUACUUCUUUUAAAUAGACAAACCUAUCAGCAAAUAAGAGAAUGCAGAGCUAACAAAUAUUUGUUAGAAUAUAAUCGAGAUAGGUUAUUUGAACGAUAUAAAAAAUAG